AUGAAGUUACCUAUAUAUUACAUCUCCGUAUGGUUUAUUUCACUACUAUCAUCACUUAUUUCAGCUGAAUCAGUUGAUACAUCAAUUGCAUCACCAGAGAUCCAUCAGGAUGGAUACUGUGCGAUGUACUCUGACUGUGGUAAAAGAACUGUAUUUGGUGGAGCAUUACCUUGUCCCUCAUAUGAAAAAGCAACCAAACCAAAUCAGAACUCAAUCGAUUUAUUGCAGAAGUUAUGUGGCGCUGAGUUUGAUACUUCCGCUGUAUGUUGUUCCGAGAGUCAAUUAGCCAAUAUGGAAAAUUCAUUAAAGAGAGUUGAUCCUAUCAUAAGUUCUUGUCCUGCUUGUCAUAAGAACUUUUAUGACUUCUUUUGCAAGUUCACUUGCUCUCCAAAUCAAUCAACAUUUGUUAAUAUAACUCAAACAGGAAAAUCAAUUGAUACCAAUCAAGAUAUAGUUACUGAGUUGACUCAGUAUGUUGAUCCAAAAACUGCUGAAGCUUUCUUCAAUUCUUGUAAAAACGUUAAAUUUUCAGCCACAAAUGGUUACGCCAUGGAUUUAAUUGGAGGAGGUGCUAAAGAUUAUAAACAAUUUUUAAAAUUCUUAGGUGACGAAAAACCAUUCUUAGGUGGAUCACCAUUUCAAAUUAAUUUCAGUUAUAAUUUAACUCAAGAUGAUAUUGAAUCAAAUAUUGAAUUAAGAUCAGAUUCAAUGAAACCGUGUAAUGAUGAAUCCUAUAAAUGUGCUUGUACAGAUUGUGAAAGUUCUUGUCCUAAAUUACCUCACUUCACCGACUUUAACAACAAAUGUAAAGUAGGAGUGUUACCUUGCUUUUCGUUUUCAAUUUUGAUAAUUUGGAUUUCGUUGAUCUUACUAUUGGGAGGUUAUCAUGUCUAUGUUUUCAAAUUCAAAGAUAAUAAUACUGACUUGAAUAUCGGUGAAGAUGAUUUUGAUGUUGAAAUCAGCCCUUUGUCAUAUGUGAGACUAAAGAACAGGUUCAGUACAUUUCAUAAUUAUCAUUUAAAUUUGAUUGAUAAAAUUGAAAAUAGUUUUGCCUCAAUCGGUAACUUCUGUGCUUCGUUCCCAGGUGUUGUUAUAGGUUCAACUAUAGUCAUAACUUCAUUAUUAUCCUUGGGAUUAUAUUGGUUGGAAUUUGAAACUAACCCAGUUAAUCUUUGGGUCAGUCCCAAUGAACCAGCACUUCAAAAUUUACACUACUUUGAAUCAAGUUUCGGUGAAUGGUUUAGAAUUGAACAAAUUAUAAUUAGCAAUAAAAACACUUCGGAACCAAUUUUAAAUUGGGAUAAUAUUCAAUGGUGGUUUGAAAAAGAAUUGGAAUUACAGUAUAUUAAUAAUCAAACUUCAUUAGAUGAUAUUUGUUUUAAACCACUUGAUACAACUUGUGGAAUUCAAUCAUUCACUCAAUACUUUUAUGGUAAUAUUAAUAAUUUACAUGAAGAUAAUUGGCAAAAUCAAUUAAAAAGUUGUACCGACUCUCCAGUUAAUUGUUUACCAACAUUCCAACAACCAUUACAAAGAAAUGUUUUAUUUGAUAGAGAUGAUAUAUUUGAUGCAAGAGCUUUUACAGUUACUUUAUUGAUUAAUAGUAACCUGACUAACGCUAAUUUCACCAACCAAACAGUUGAAUACGAACAUCUGUUCCAACAAUGGGCAAGAAAUUUAUCAUUAGAAAAUCCUCAAUUAAACAUUGCCUACAGUACAGAAAUCUCAUUAACAGAAGAAUUAAACAAAUCAACUAAUACAGAUAUCAAAAUUAUAGUAAUUUCCUAUUUGGUUAUGUUUGUUUACGCUUCAUUAGCUUUAGGAGGAAAGUUACCAACCACAACCAUAAGAAGUCUUGUUAAAACAAGAUUCCUGUUGGGUCUUAUAGGUAUUUUAAUAAUAUUGUUAUCGGUAUUAUCAUCAAUAGGUUUAUUCGCGAUAAUUGGAUUGAAGUCAACUUUAAUUAUUGCUGAAGUUAUCCCAUUUUUAGUUUUGGCAGUCGGAAUUGAUAACAUCUUUUUAAUUGUUCAUGAAUUACAUUUAGUCAGUGAUGUGUAUCCAAAUGCUGCCAUUGAAAGAAGAAUAUCUCAAGCUUUAAAGAAUAUUGGUCCUUCUUGUUUAAUUAGUGCAGUCUUACAAGUUGCUAUGUUUUUAUUAGCCACUAGAGUUGAUAUGCCAGCAGUUAAGAAUUUUGCAUUUUAUAGUGCUGGUGCUGUAUUUUUUAACUUUAUAUUGCAGAUGACUUGCUUUGUUUCAAUAUUAUCAUUAGAUCAGAAGAGAUUAGAAGAUAAUAGAAUCGAUUGUAUACCUUGUAUUCAAGUUGAACAUCCAUCUGUUGCAUUAACUGAUGAUAUUGAUGAUGACCUUGACUUACCAAAUGGAAAUGAAGAUGAAUCUGAACAUUAUGAAUAUAAUUUUUCACAUCUUAUAGGUAAGUAUUAUGCACCAUUUAUAUUCUCGAAGACCAAUAAACCUAAGAUUUUAACAUUCUUUGUUAUUUGGUUGGGUAUUUCAUUAGCAUUAUUACCAAAUAUUGAAUUUGGAUUGGAUCAAAGAAUUGCCAUUCCUCAUGAUUCAUAUCUUAUCAAUUAUUUUGAUUCAGUUUAUGAAUAUUUAAACGUUGGUCCACCCGUAUUCUUUGUUGUUAAGGAUUUAGAUGUUACUGAUCGCGAUAAUCAAAAGAAACUUUGUGGUAAAUUUUCAGGUUGUGAUGAAUAUUCAUUAUCUAAUAUUUUAGAACAAGAAUUCAAACGUAGUUCCAAAUCAACUAUUUCAGAACCAACUUCAAAUUGGUUAGAUGACUUUUUAACAUGGUUAAAUCCAGAUUUGGAUUUAUGUUGUCGUAUGAAAAAGACUACCGAAAAUAAAUCUCCAUUGGAAAGAGAAUUUUGUUUACCACGUUCCCCAACUCGUCAAUGUGAAAGUUGUUUUGAACGUCAUGAUCCACCUUAUGAUUCCUUUAUGAAUGGUUUCCCUACUGACGAAGAAUUUAUGUUUUUCUUCAACAAUUGGAUCGAACAACCAAGUGAUCCAUGUCCAUUAGGUGGUAAAGCACCUUAUUCAACCAGUAUUUUACAUACAAAUGAAACUAUUGAUGCUAGUUAUUUCAGAACUGGACAUCAUCCAUUAAGAUCUCAAGAUGAUUUUAUAAAUGCUUAUAAGAAUUCAAAUCGUAUUAUCAAUGAAAUCAAAAAAUACCAACCAUCAUUGGAUAUGUUUGCCUUUUCACCAUUUUAUAUCUUCUUUGUCCAAUAUGAAAGUAUUGUUGCAAGUACAUUUACGUUAUUGGGUAUUGCUUUAGCUGUGAUUUGGCUUAUAAGUUCAUUAUUAUUGGGAUCAAUCAGAACUGCCACUGUUAUGGUUGUAGUUGUGAUUUCAAUAUUAGUAAAUAUAGGGGGUGUAUUAUCCAUAUGGUCUAUUUCAUUGAAUGCGGUAUCAUUAGUCAAUUUAAUCAUUUGUGCUGGUAUUGCUGUUGAAUUCACUAUUCAUAUAAGUAGAGCUUAUACGAAGACUCGAAAUGCUGAUGAUUUGAAAUCCAAUUUUAAAUUAUUGAAGAGUUAUAAUGCAUUAUGUUCAGUUGGAGGUCCAGUAUUGGGUGGUAUUACAUUAACUAAGAUUAUUGGUAUAUCAGUAUUAGCAUUCACUAGAUCUAAAAUUUUUGAAGUUUAUUAUUUUAGAAUGUGGAUUGCGUUAGUAUUUAUUGCAGCCAUUCAUGGGUUAUGUUUAUUGCCGAUCUUAUUAAGUUAUUUUGGGGAUGAUCAUAAGUCUACUAUAUCAUUUAUUGAUGAUCUACAAAUCAGUGAUUCUGUAAACGAAGGUGGUGAAGAUAUUAGCCACUUAAGAAGAUAUCUUGACGAGUAG
Molecule: messenger RNA, 3861 nt
Organism: Scheffersomyces coipomensis
Lineage: Eukaryota; Fungi; Ascomycota; Pichiomycetes; Serinales; Debaryomycetaceae
Gene: NCR1
Product: sphingolipid transporter
Exons: 2
Coding region: 1-3861 (1286 amino acids)
Biological process (GO): sterol transport
Cellular component (GO): membrane
Molecular function (GO): sterol binding
Source: RefSeq, a predicted model, not a curated record